Linum tenue is the source of this 1239-nucleotide messenger RNA. The record is from the annotation of a GenBank genome assembly. NCBI's taxonomy places the organism in Eukaryota, Viridiplantae, Streptophyta, Magnoliopsida, Malpighiales, Linaceae.
UUGAAUCGGCGGAGGAAGGAGGCCAGGGAGAGCAGCAGCGGCGGCGGCGGCGGCGGCGAGGCUAGGGUGUGCGGGAGGGGAGUAGCAUUGUAUUUAGGCAUGCAGGGGAGGGCUAUGAAGCCGGUGUGCAAACCCAGUGCGGAUAGGAUCACCAACCUUCCUGCGGAUGUGACACUGCGGAUUCUCGAGCUCUUACCUGUCAAAGAGGCUGCAAAAAUGGCCGCAUUGUCGACGACGUGGAGGAGCCACUGGAGAAGUGUUCGUCGACUUGUGUUCGACAACGAUUUCGCUGGUGCUAAAUCGAACAAGAUGAUGGACAGGUUAAUGCUGAACAUUUACAGAGUUCUGCUGCUCCACGACGGGCCAAUAAGAAAGUUUUAUUUCUUGUUUUCUGGAUUGCGGUCCUGCUAUGAGUAUGAGAUCGAUCAGAUCAUUGUCCAUCUUUCUAACAGAGGUCUCCAGGCAUUCGCCCUCGCCCUUUCUCCUGCAGACAGUCAUGUCUACAAGUUACAUUCCGCCCUGUUUUCCUGUCUUCAACUGGAUGAGCUGAGUCUUGUUUGCUGCGAAUUCAGACAGCCAUCGUGGUUUGUGGGGUUUGGUAAGCUUAAGAAUCUUUGCGUGAUGCGAGUAGCCCUGCCUGCUGAUUUCUUUGAGAAUUUCCUUACCAAGUGCCCGAUGCUUCAAGUUUUGUUGGUCGUUCAUUGUGUUGGUCCUGGUAAUCUUCAACUUGUGGCUCCACGUCUCCGAAAAUUCACCUUCCGUGGGAAUCUGAAGAAGAUCAGCUUCAAGCAUACUCCAUUUCUGAACUCUGUUUCUAUUGCUCUCAAUGGCCACCGCGAAGAAGUCGAGAAGCCUGUUGACACUGUAGCUUUAUUUGCUUCCCUCCCAUCACUCCAAACAUUUGCAGUCGACUUUCAACUCCUACAACUGGACAGUAGCCAUCAAACUCAUCCCGCCAAUAAUGAGGCGGUCACAAACAUUCGAAGGUCGUUGGAAGCAGAGGAGCGUCGUGGAGUCUGGUUUUGUUUGCGGCAUCUUAGAGAGUUUACAAUUCAGGAUUGUCUGGCUACACAGAGCGAGCUGGACCUGUUGAGGUUCGUGCUGGCCACUGUUCCGUCACUAGAGCGUGUGUCCAUCAAGUCGUUGGAUAGAUUGGCCUACAAUACGAGAAUCGAAUUCAUGAAGAAGGUGAUGACGUACAAGCGUGCCUCUGCAAAUGCAACAGUUGUAUGUGACUGA